This is a messenger RNA of Carassius auratus (goldfish), 2230 nucleotides long. Its product is annotated as protein CBFA2T2-like. Bases 345 to 2021 code for a protein of 558 amino acids. NCBI's taxonomy places the organism in Eukaryota, Metazoa, Chordata, Actinopteri, Cypriniformes, Cyprinidae. Gene Ontology annotation, biological process: negative regulation of DNA-templated transcription; DNA-templated transcription. The transcript is spliced from 11 exons. The record is from RefSeq and is a predicted model, not a curated record. Gene Ontology annotation, cellular component: nucleus. Gene Ontology annotation, molecular function: transcription corepressor activity.
UAUUUAUGAGAACUCUUAGCGGUAAGAUGUAAAAUGUAAAGUAGUUAAUGAAUCACAUUUUGAAUGAACCGAUUCAUCAAAACGAGUCAGGCAUUCCAGGACUUGAAGAUAUGCCAAGAGGAUUGUGGGAAACGGUGGUCUUGACAAGCCAGAACAGAUCCUGCAAUCCAACCUCAGGAAAGACAUGACACACGAGAUCCCCUUUCUCUUCUUAUCGGCGCAGCUAUAAUUAAGUCCUUGGUUUACCGUCUCGCUCUCUCGCUCUCUUUCUCCAGGUGUUCUCCACACAUACUCCAGCUGAACCACCUGCAAACACAGACAGUGCGGAGAAGAACGUUCCUGCCAUGCCCGGUUCCCCAGUGGAUGGAAAGACUCAUUGCAGACCAACCGUCUCCGUCAUGCCUCCUCUACCCUCCGUCAACCCCAGUGGACCUCGACCAGCAGCGUUCUCCACCACAGCAUUGACUAAUGGGAUCAAUCAUUCUCCGCCGAUGCUCAACGCCAUUCCCUCGCCGCCUCAGCGCUACAGCAACGGCCCUUCAUCAUCAUCCUCCUCUUCUCUGGCCAAUCAGCAGCUUCCAGCCACCUGCGGCGCGCGACAGCUGAGCAAACUCAAGCGCUUCCUCACAACCCUGCAGCAGUUCGGCAACGACAUCUCGCCCGAGAUCGGAGAGAGCGUCCGAAACCUGGUGCUGGCGCUGGUGAACAACACAGUCACCAUCGAAGAGUUUCACUCCAGACUGCAAGAAGCUACAAACUUCCCCUUGAGACCCUUCGUCAUUCCCUUCCUGAAGGCGAACCUGCCUUUACUGCAGAGGGAGCUUUUGCACUGCGCUCGAGCCGCCAAACAGACUCCAGCGCAGUAUCUGUCCCAACACGAACACCUCCUGCUCAGCACCAGCGUCCCGUCGCCAGCAGACUCCACCGAACUCCUGCUGGAGCCCAGCGAGAGCAGCAAACGCCACAGUCCUAACCGAAGUAAAGAGAAUGGUUUUCACGAGCGUCCUCCCGCCUCCCUGGAGCCUCCUGCCAAACGAAUCUGCACCAUUAGCCCCGCCCCCCGACACAGCCCCGCCCACCCGCUGCAGCUCCCAGCCCAGAUCCACCCGACUCCGCCCCCUCUGCAGCACUAUGCGCUGGAUGACAUCAGCACACCUCACCUGUACAGAGAGCCACAGCGGAUCCUGGAGCUGAAGGAGCGUCCGCGGCUGACAGGCAGUAACGGAGGCUACCGUGAGGAACCUGUGGACCACAGACUGACGGAAAGAGAGUGGGCUGAAGAAUGGAGACAUCUGGAUCAUGUGCUGAACUGUAUCGUGGACAUGGUGGAGAAGACGCGGCGUUCGGUAAGCGUUCUGCGGCGCUGUCAGGAGUCCGACCGAGACGAGCUCAAUUACUGGAGACGACGCUCCAACCCACACGACGAGGGACGCAAGAACGGAUCGACCGCAGGGAACGUCCCGUUCUCCAAGACACUCAGCCCUCUGUCAGCUGAGGGAGUCAACUCAGACUCUCAGAGGGAUCUUCCCCUGCGCUCCGGCUCUGGAUAUGUGCCUGAUGAGAUAUGGAGGAAAGCCGAGGAAGCGGUGAACGAGGUGAAGCGUCAGGCGAUGGACGAGGUGCAGAAGGCCGUCGCCGAUGCUGAGCAGAAAGCCUUCGAGAUGAUCACCGCCGAGAGAGCCAAGAUGGAGAAAACCCUCGCCGAUGCCAAGAGGAAAGCCACCGAAGACGCCAUACAGGUCAUCAACGAACAGGAGGACUCCAGCGAGUGCUGCUGGAACUGCGGUCGGAAGGCGAGCGAGACGUGCAGCGGCUGUAAUGCGGCGCGAUACUGCGGCUCCUUCUGUCAACACAAGGACUGGGAGCGACACCAUCUCAUCUGCAGCCCGGGACUCCAGACGCAGCCCAAAUCCAUGCCACGCAUCCCGGCCAAAGCUCCGGAGAGUCCAGGCCUGGAGAAGAGCUCCAGAGCGUCCACCCCAGCCUCGUCCUCCUCCACGCCGGACGCCAGCGGACACUGAGAGCCACCACAGCGGGACAGUCACACACACUUUUACAGUUUAUGGACCGGAGGACGUGUUUCGGCAUCGCUUGGCAUGACUCAACCAGUCAUAAGGGUCAUUUAAAUAAAUCAUCUCUCCAUUGAUGUAUGGUUUGUUAUGAUCGGACAAUAUUCGGCUGAGAUACAACUAUUUGAAAAUCUGUAAUCUGAGGGUGCCAAAAAAAUAAA